CCCCAGGGAGGCAGUUGGACAGCAGUUCAAGAUGGAACUGUGGGAAGAUGGGGCCAGAUUAUGCAAUACCUCACUGUAUGGAGUUAGAGUUUACUCUCUACUUAAUGGAUGGCUCCUGAACAGACAGACAAUAGAUAUACUCUAAUUCAUAUUUUCAGAAGCUAACUUUUGACAGUUGAGGAGAAAAUAAUUUGUAGUGAGGCAAGAUUAGAAGCCGGGAGAUCAGUUAGGAAGUAGCUUUAAAGGACAGAUUGGAUGAAGGGGAAAUAUUGGAGACAUACUUUGAAGGAAGAAUUGACUUGCCUGGGUGGAGUGUUAAAGACCCUACACGUGGCCUUUUAAAAUAUGCGUUUGAGACAGAGUUCUACAACGUAGGAACCGAACAUGCCUGGGGAAGUUCUGGCCGUCACUGCUCAUGACUUUUUGCACCUCUGCCCGAUUUGGAUGAUGUGAUGCUCAGCCGGGCACCUUAACCAGAGUGGUUCUCCCACGAGUCACAUCUGGCCAAAGAUCGGCUCCCCUGGUCGCGAUGGCCAGCCAGCCGCCAGACGACGCCGCCGAGUCUCAGGUCUCGGACGAGCUGGAGUGCAAGAUCUGUUACAACCGCUACAACCUGAAGCAGAGGAAACCCAAGGUGCUGGAGUGUUGCCACCGAGUUUGUGCCAAAUGCCUCUACAAGAUCAUCGACUUUGGGGACUCCCCGCAGGGCGUCAUCGUCUGUCCUUUCUGCAGGUUUGAGACCUGCCUGCCGGACGACGAGGUCAGCAGCCUGCCGGACGACAACAACAUCCUCGUCAACUUGACUUGUGGCGCCAAAGGCAAGAAGUGCCUGCCAGAGAACCCCACGGAGCUGCUGCUGACCCCCAAGAGGCUGGCCUCUCUGGUCAGUCCGUCGCACACGUCCUCCAACUGCCUGGUCAUCACCAUCAUGGAGGUGCAGAGGGAAAGCUCCCCGUCUCUGAACUCCACUCCCGUGGUGGAAUUUUACAGGCCGGCGAGCUUCGACUCCGUCACCACCGUGUCUCACAACUGGACUGUGUGGAACUGCACGUCCCUGCUGUUUCAGACAUCCAUCCGGGUGUUAGUUUGGUUGCUAGGCUUGCUCUACUUCAGCUCCUUGCCCUUAGGGAUCUACUUACUGGUCUCUAAGAAAGUCACCCUCGGGGUCGUCUUCGUCAGCCUCGUCCCUUCGAGCCUCGUUAUUCUCAUGGUGUACGGUUUUUGCCAGUGUGUCUGUCAUGAGUUUCUAGACUGCAUGGCACCUUCUUCUUAACUGAUAUGCAAACCUAGGAACUGGGCAUCAGUUGCCACAUUGGAAGUUAGAGGACUUCUUUUCUGUUCAUCUGAAACACUGUCCAAGGCACUGACAAGGCCGCUGGCCCAAUGUCUGUGGUCCGUUUUCCAUCACGCUGUUUAUUGACUUGGUUCUCCUGUUUGCUGGAGGUAAAAAUGGUAUUUCUAUGUAGGUGUCAGCAAAGAAGCAAAAAUGUCUAAGCUCAGCUUUCACGGAGCUCUUGUGGGGAGUCUGCCCCGGGGAGGGCCGGGUUUCGCUCAGCGCUGCCAGGCAGACCCCAGGGCAAGGUGUGCUGUGCUGCUGUCGGGGAGGGAGUGACCCUUCUCCUGAUCACCCCUGGUCAGCGGGGGGGAGUGGACACGGGGGAAAGCUGUUCUGAGAUGCACCCCUUUGAAAAUGGGGCUCCCUGUAGGUCCUUGCCAGGCGUCUUUGUCUCUAGUCGUCGCCUGCCCGCUGCACCUUCUCCCUCGGCAAGAGGGGAGCGGCCUGUUCCCUGGUGUGGAUUCAGUGAAGCACCUGUUUUGCCACACGACUAAAGAGAAUGAAAAACCGUGAGGAGUCUGCAGCAAAGUCACCUCAUGACAGAAUGUAGCCCUUGGUUUUGAGGUGCAGCCUUUUCUCCACUUUUCUUUUGUCCUUCGUCUUCUCUGAAAUUCUCCCAGAGAAUUCUCACAGCUCCUGUUCGUGGAAAUUUUCAGUUUUUCCUUAAAACAUUUCAGUUCAGUUUAAUUUUUUUUUUUAAACCAUGUUGCUUAAUCAGCCUACCCCAUAUCCAGAAUGACGUUCCUUUUAGAUUAGUUGCUAGAAGUUUGUGAGGAUUUUGUGUUCUAAAUUCUAUUGCAGACUUAAUCCUACAAUAAUUCAGGGUAAAAAUGUGGCACUGGAAACCCAGAAACAGUGAAUGAGAUAUUGUUGCUUAGAGCUUGAAGUACCGAGAACCUGUGUGUUUUGCUGUACUGUAGCGAUGACACCAAAAUACGACGCUUUAGGUUCCUGUGCCAGGCGCGGGUGCAGUAGGCAGGCAAAAGAUGGGCAGGAAACACACAGAGCUGAUGCCCUGCCUGAAAAGACCCUUCCAGAAGAACAGUGGAGGUGGAACGUUGCCGUGUUGCUAUCCUUGUGGUUUUUAAGUCCAUUUUAGAAGGGAUUCAAAUUCUUACACGGUUAUUUGAAAUAAAAUUGUAAGCUGUGUGACUCGAGUUAAUGAAUUUCUUUUCAUGAUGAGAUUUCUAGAUGUUGGGGAGGUUGAAUGUACAUAUUUCAGAGAAGAAAUUGUUUUAGCAGAUUUUAGGUUUGAGGGAAUUAGACUGUCCAGAAAGUAGUCUUCCACCUCCUCCCUCACAAAAAGCAAAAAAAAAUUUUUUUUUUAAGUUUCUAAAAUCUAUUACUGAUGAUUAACAUGAAAAUACUUAUAACUCUUAGAAAGGGCAUUACUAAAACGACCUUAACUUGUUUGUCAUGGAAUACUUCUUGUGUGAUUUAGUGGCAGUGGCCAGUUCCAUUCUCCUUAUUCAGGAAAAAAUGACUUGUUUCUAGAAUAAUAGUUUGAUUUUAAAUGUGUAACUAUUAACUUUGGAAAUAUGUAUCCCCAAGGUAAGUAUAAUGGGAAAGUAUAUAUGGGGUGUGACCCAAUGAAUUUAAGCCCCAAGAUAUAGCUAAAUACAUGAAAAGUUUCAUACAAUCUGGUUUAGAUAGCAUUGUGAAUGCAAUCUCCAAAAAUCUGUUUGUAUUUAGAGUAAAUAGAAUAUUUAGGAGAUGUUUUGUGGUUUGGAUUUAUAUAUUUAUAAGUUUUUAAAAAAUGUCCAUUUUGUCUGAAAUGUAACUUCAAAUAAAUUGGUGAGUUAUAUGAUGAGAUUUCUAGUAAGCGCUGGACAUGGUUUUUAUGUAUUUUGCUUAUAUAAUUGUCUGUAGUGCUAAAUUUGUGUCUCUCUGCAAAUUGUAAUAGUCUUUUUUUUCAGUUGUCAGUAAGUUAAUCUGGUUUUAUCGACUUUAAAUAUAUGACCACAAAUAAUUCUUCUUGCAGUUAAAUGAAAAGAGAACAGUGCUUCAAUAUUUUAUUCACUGUGAUGAUGGUUUGUUUGUCCAUUAAAUUGUUAUUACUUCCAAACUAGAAGUUUGAGUUCUGUGACUCACAGUUGAGAUUCAAUUAUUACUUUGGUCCUCUGUUUAUAUUAGAUAACUGCAAAAAUGAGCUUUCCA
Talpa occidentalis (Iberian mole) is the source of this 3493-nucleotide messenger RNA. RefSeq names its product ring finger protein 182 (gene RNF182). Bases 530 to 1273 code for a protein of 247 amino acids. The transcript is spliced from 2 exons. Lineage: Eukaryota; Metazoa; Chordata; Mammalia; Eulipotyphla; Talpidae. The record is from RefSeq and is a predicted model, not a curated record.